Cyprinodon variegatus (sheepshead minnow) is the source of this 1449-nucleotide messenger RNA. RefSeq names its product growth differentiation factor 9 (gene gdf9). Gene Ontology annotation, molecular function: growth factor activity; cytokine activity. Gene Ontology annotation, cellular component: extracellular region. The record is from RefSeq and is a predicted model, not a curated record. Bases 1 to 1293 code for a protein of 430 amino acids. The transcript is spliced from 2 exons. Gene Ontology annotation, biological process: BMP signaling pathway; SMAD protein signal transduction. Lineage: Eukaryota; Metazoa; Chordata; Actinopteri; Cyprinodontiformes; Cyprinodontidae.
AUGAUGGGAAAACAAACGCUGAUGCCAGCUGCUGUUGGUUGUUUCAGUACCGUUUUGCUCCUGCAGCUGGUUUCCUGCAGCCUCCCACUGCUCGGACCCUCCGAUGCGCUCUACGACCUGAGCGCUUUGACCUACCCUUACAGCAGCAUCCUUUCCCCGCUGCUCAAAGCUCUGUCUGAGCACGGAGGGUCCAGGUUGAGCUCAGGCCAGAGGAAAAAGGCCAAACCCGAGCAGAGGUACGUGAAAUAUCUGACGGAAGUUUACAAGAAGUCCUCAAGGAUGCAGAGGAGCGUCGAUGGAGGAAAUGUCUACAACACCAUCAGGCUGAUCAAACCCCAAGAUGAAUGUCAUGCAAAAAGCAACAAAGAAAGUUUUACGCAGGAUUUGUUCUACAGCCUUGAUCAAGUAAGAAGAAAUGAGCAGCUCCUGAAGUCAUCCCUGCUGUACAGUUUCAACCUCAACGGCCCGUCAGCCGUCAGCCCGGAGUGUCACCUGAGCAUAAAGGAGCAUGAGCGGUCCAAUGAGUGCCAGCUGUGUGCCGGGGUCUGUCGCACGUUGAACUUCACAGCCAGCACAAGCAGCAGGCGGCGCAGAAACUGGGUGGAAGUGGACAUUACCCAGUUUCUCCAACCAAUGCAGAAGAGAAAUGUCCACCUUCUUGUUAACAUCUCGUGCCCUGAGAAGCAAAAGACUGAGAGCGAUGGUUCCAAAGGUCCUUUCGGGUUCAUCAUGAGGUCUCCACCUCUUAUUCUGUAUCUCAACGACACAAGCAAAGUGGCAAACCAGAGGUCGGCGACGAGUUCCAGUGAAGAUCUAUGGCCGCACUCUGCAACAAACACGUUUCAGAAGCACGUUCUGAAAUCUGCACAAAGGAACGGACACAAGAGAUGGAGGAGGGAAUCUUCAAUUAGCAAGCGUGGAGACAAAAGUGUGGAUAUACAGCUGCCAGAGCUGAAAUCCAGCUCUGAAUUCCCCACCACGGACUGUGCCUUGUACGACUUCAGGGUGCGGUUCAGCCAGCUCAAGCUGGAUCACUGGAUUGUUUUUCCACCGAAGUACAACCCCAGGUACUGCAGGGGGAUCUGCCCAAGAACGAUGGGCUUCAUCUACGGGUCCCCCGUCCACACCAUGGUGCAAAACAUCAUCUAUGAGAAGCUGGACUCAUCUGUGCCCAGACCGUCCUGUGUUCCCUCCCACUACAGCCCCCUCAGCGUCAUGAUCUUUGAGGAGGACGGCUCCUACGCCUACAAGGAGUUUAAGGACAUGGUUGCUACCAGGUGUACAUGUCGCUGAUCAGUUAUGGCAAAGGCUAGUUCUUCUGGACCAUCUCCAUUUAUUAGCAACUCUGACCACACUAAAUUCAUAGACCUGUUAAAAAAAUGUAGCAAUAAAAAAAAAAAAGUUCACGAGCAACUGUGUUUACUUAACCGAGAAGUAUUUUAUCAUGUG